AUGGGACAACAGGGACGUCAAGUACAGACGAAGAUCAAGUAUUUCGAUGAUCCGGGUGUGCCUUUGGUGCCCAUGAUAAUUGGAGGUCCGGAACCUGGCAAGCCUCAACCUAAAGUCGAAAUCCCGACAACUAUCACCGACAUCACUGGCAGAGAAAACGAGUUCACUCUCGACGUUCAAGGAUUCCACUAUGUCAAGCAUCAAAGUCAAAUAACCAAUUGGGAUGAUGAUGAGGAAAUCAAGCGGGUUAACUAUCCCGAGAUGGAGAAGUUAUGCUACAAGGUCCUGUCCGAGACCGAGAAUAUGCCCACGCCCUGUCUAGUUCAUAUCAUGACACACAUCAUCCGUCGCGGUCCUAAGGAUGGCGAGGGCCCGAAAGGUCCGGCGCCUUUGUACGGCGUCCACGUGGACCAGUCAUUCAAGGCAGCUGAAGGAGUCGCUGAAAGAUGGUUGAAGGAAAGAGCAGAAGAACUGCUCAAGAAACCACGGUACCAGAUUAUCAACAUGUGGCGACCCAUUCGUCCAAUUACUCGGGACCCAUUCGCGGUGUCGGAUGCCCGGACUAUACCAGACUCUGACCUGGUGUUUGUACCAGUGCGAUUUCCGGACCACGAUACUGAAGCCGUCGAAGUUCGCCCGCCGACUACCUCGCAGCACAAGUGGUAUUUCAAAGAUCAACAACAAGUCGAUGACGUGCUAUUCUUCAAGCAAGUGGACUCAUGCACCAAGCCUAGUGUUCCUAGAAGAGUGCCUCACUGUGCCUUUAAGGAUACUGACUUGCCAGAAGGCGCUGGUGAGCCGAGGGCGAGCAUUGAGGUCCGAGCAUUUGUUUUCUACGAUGAGGACUAA
Messenger RNA from Colletotrichum godetiae, 849 nucleotides. RefSeq names its product cephamycin biosynthesis protein CmcJ. Bases 1 to 849 code for a protein of 282 amino acids. Gene Ontology annotation, molecular function: oxidoreductase activity. The record is from RefSeq and is a predicted model, not a curated record. NCBI's taxonomy places the organism in Eukaryota, Fungi, Ascomycota, Sordariomycetes, Glomerellales, Glomerellaceae. The transcript is spliced from 4 exons.